Molecule: messenger RNA, 3265 nt
Organism: Malaclemys terrapin pileata
Lineage: Eukaryota; Metazoa; Chordata; Testudines; Emydidae
Gene: TMEM82
Product: transmembrane protein 82
Exons: 6
Coding region: 119-1174 (351 amino acids)
Source: RefSeq, a predicted model, not a curated record
ACCAGCACUCUAGCUCCCUCCUGGUGCCUCUUAUCAAACGCCUCUCUGCAGACCUUUGAGACUGACAUCAGCCCCGCUCCCCACACCUGGUUCCAAGCCCGCUCAGAGCUGGUGGAAAAUGUUCUCCUUUGAGUUCUUGGCCUCCUGGCUCCCUGGCUUCCCCAGCUUGGCCUGGGGUUCCACCCUGCUGGACUCUCUCUUGCAAGGGCUAAUAGGAGCUUGUGCCGUGUCUGUGCUCUGCAGCCUGGUGAAGAUUUAUCUCUACAUCCAGUGUCUGAAUGACCCGGACAGACAGAAGGAGAAGGAGACCAUCCGCUCCCAGUGGUCCCUGCUGGAUCACGUCCACCUCUUUCUCCUGACGUUGAUCUUCACGGUGGUUGGGUAUCGCGUGGCUGCUUUGGUGGUGUUGGAGUUUUCCCUCAGGGCUGUGUCUAUGCUGCUGUCCCUGAAUAAGGGGGCCCACAGCAGCCAGUUGUACCUGUUGUGCCAGUACUCCCUGGGGUGCGGCAUCUCCUGCAGCCUCAGCUACCUCCUGGAGGGGGCUCCCCACCGCAGCUACAACCUGCUUCUCAGCCUGGGCCUGGCCGGCCUGAUCACCUGCUACGUCUGGAGGCUGGCCCGGCACGUCUGCACCAUGUACGAGCUCCACAGCAAGGAGCGCUACUGCGGGGUCUGCAUCUUCCUGCUGACCGCCUGGCACGGCAUCCCCGCCCUGCUCUGCAACGCCCUCAAGAUCACCUUCGUGGUGGCUGACCUGGCCGCUGUCGCGCUGAUAAACAGGGAUUUCCUCACCACCUCGGAGGCCAUUCGCUUCUGGACGCCGCUCACCAUCUGCUACACCCUGCUGGUCAUCUACAUGCAAGAGGAGCAGAGGCAUAACCCCAGCGAGCAGAUGGUCUAUCAGACGGUGUUUGUGAGAAUGGGAGGCUUGCUCAUCCUCCUCAUGACGGUGGGCCGGUGGAUGGACAUCAUGAACAUCUUCAUCUCGCUGGUGGGUGAGAUCUGGUGCCUGGUUCGGGCAGGAAUCAUGCUGGACAUCUGCCGGGCGCAGGAUUUUUCUCAAAGGUUCCCAGAAUCCGGUUCCAGGCAGCCCCAGCCUAGGCCUGAGGCCCCUGGCAGAAAAUACAGCUCCGUGACUAGGUCCUCAAGUGGAGGGGCCGGAGCCGAGAGGUGAGCAGGGGGCUGCCAUGCUCCAGCGAUGGCGAGACCGGCAAAGCCCCAGCGACUGGGACUGAAAUGUGACAUUUUAAGCUCCAGGCCGUGCCCACUGAAGCGGCUUAAUUCACAUGCCGUACGUGCUCCAGUAGCAAACCAGGCUCGGGGGAGAUCUGCUGAGGACGUUCUCAAAUGGACAGUUGUUUGCACAGUCCCAGGUUAACUACCUCGAUGACUCUUUGCUCCCCUCAACCCCCCACCCCCAACACCCUGCGGUUGGUCGAAUUGCACUGGUCCCUGGAAAUGGGGAGGCCCCCAUCGCCCUCCGGGCUGCAUCGCAUACUGGAGAAUGGGAAACCAGUCCCCCCCGCACGCCUGGCCUUGAAAGGUUUCACUUUCCCUGCUGGCUCUUUCCAGGUUGUCUCUAGCUUGCCCCGACCAGCAGCUCUCAGGGGCUAGUGAUCCCAGCCUCUCCGAGCGCCUGAGCUUGCAAUGCUCGUGUCCGGAGCCACCUGUCUCUGGAUCAACCCCAAAGCCAAGUGUCUUGCCCACUGAACUGGUGCAUAAGGCCAGUUAUGGAGGUGGGUGGCAGGGAAGAGGCCAUGAUGGACGGGGUGGCUAGGAGGAGCUUGGUCGAAGCCAGACGGGGUUGCUGCCAUCUGAGGUUUUUGGUGGCCUGGGUGGAAUGAGUUGGUGGCCAGCUGGAUCCAUGCACAGGUGUCCCUCUUGCCUGACUCUCAGUCCCCAUCCGCCCCCUGCUCAGCAGCUGCUAGAGAGUGAAUGGACAUGGGCCUUGCUCUCCUCCUGGAGGUUCCCCCUUCAAGUCAAGGCUGAGGCCCCUUGGCAGGGCAGCAGAGGAGACAAGCUGGGGGAUGGAGGUCCAGGCCUGUUAAUCCAGGACCUACACCCUUCCUGUAAAGAAUUCACUCCUAAUUCAUUGCCAAGGAAAUACCCCUCCUCACUGGGUGUUGGUGCAGGUGGGGGCUCCCUCUCAUCUCACAGCAGCAGGCAAGCCCUCCCCUCCGUGUGCACCUCCUCAGCGUCCCUCUAUGCCAGGGGCUGGGUGUCCCUCAGUACCCCUGAGCAUCUAACUGUCCCGGGGGCAUAGAGCUGUUCCUCAGGGGCUCUGAAGGGGAUGAGCCUGCAGCUGGAUGUUUGGAUAGCAGGGGUUGGCUCAGCUGGACGGGAUCUCUGAUUUGCUGCCUUCGUGUGAGGCUGGAGCUGACCUUGAAAUUGAGCAGCCCAUGAUGGGACUGUCUGGACCUCCUGCUCCAGGUUUGCCUCGUCCCCCUCGGCCAUGGGUUUGCUCGGUCCCAUUCAGGCUCUCCCCGACCUUGCACCUUCAGAACCCUUGGGCCACAUCCUCUGGGGCUGUGAUUUCAGUGAGCGCCUGGGCUGGGCUCCAGCCACCGUCCCAUAAUGAGACGUGGUGCCCAUCAGCUUCCCUGUCUAGUGAGUGCGGUGGAAGAGGGGAAUCCAUGGAGGUUUGUACUGUCAAUUGUAUGGCCAUCCGUGAGAAUAAAGUGUUUAAAACACACUGAGUUGGAAGGUGGGUGGCUAGAGCCCUGUCCCUCAUUACGGCGCUUCUGACUGUUUAUCAUUGGCCGUGGGAGGGUCCUGACCUGAUCAGUGGCAAUCGAAGUGACAGGAAAUGUUUGGAGCUACGUGGCCUGAGGUGCUUCAAUCUUCUCUUCACCUCCCGCCAGCCUGCCCUGCCUCUGCCCUCCUCCGGCUGACCGGCAUUUGUAUCUCACUAGCUUUGGCCUAUCCAGCCAAGUAAGAUGAUGGGUGAAGGUAACAUCACAGGCCAGUCCAACAUGCCAGUUCUUGGGCUCCUACCUUCCACAUCAGGCGGGGGUCCUGCAGAACCAUUUCCACUCCUACCGUAAACCCUGCUGCCACCUGUUGUAACCCAGGAGUGGGAACGGACUCCAGUAGCGGGCGGCUGAGUAGACAAUGCUAGCAAGCCUGGCCUGACUGAUGGGUCUCACGGUGGCACUGCCUGCCUUGGUGAGAUGGGGGCUGCAGGCCAGCUGGGGAUGUGAAAUUUUGUGGGGAGUUGAUGUCUUGGCUGGGAGAGAAGCUUAAAUAAAAAAUCGUCUUCUCUUAA